Zophobas morio is the source of this 967-nucleotide messenger RNA. RefSeq lists its product as uncharacterized. The transcript has 2 exons. Lineage: Eukaryota; Metazoa; Arthropoda; Insecta; Coleoptera; Tenebrionidae. The coding region runs from base 14 to 472 and encodes 152 amino acids. The record is from RefSeq and is a predicted model, not a curated record.
ACGUGUGUCCAAAAUGCCGAAGCGAAAACUAGAAAAAUUGGAGCAGUGUCGAUUGGCAAAGCUGCGAAAGAAGCUCACUAAACUCGAAACGUUGCUGGGCACAGUUUCCUCAGAGAGUUCUCAUUCAGAGCAGUCCGAUGAGCAGUUCGACCAGUCUGAAUUCGAGACACAUUCAGACUCCUCUGUGUCUGUUCAGUCUACAGACGUCCCCCAGCAACCAACAACACCACCAAGACUGCCAAAGGAACUCGAUCUCCACCCAGAAUUUGUCUCCUUACUGGGUGUCGAUCCCAAUACAGCUAAUAGCCAGGAUACGAGUCUUAAUGAACAUCUGGUGAAAAGAUGGUCCAGUUAUGCAUCACUGAAUUACAAAGCAAGGGAGCAAUUGAAGAAUGCAAAUACUGUCCAGAGGAGAUUCUUUCUCCUUAUUUCCUGGUUAAAAAACCAAAUGGCUCAAAUCGGUUUAUUCUAAAUCUACGACAUCUUAAUACCUUCAGUACGGCUCCUCAUUUUAAGUUAGAAGAUUACAGAUCGGUAAAACAUCUUUUGACCUCAAAUGCAUUCAUGGCCACAAUUGAUCUGCAGGACGCCUACCUUAUUAUUCCAGUAGAGAAGAGCUCUCGUAAAUAUCUUCGUUUUAAGUAUGGUCAAACAUUAUUUCAGUUUGCAUGCCUACCCUUUGGACUCUGUACUGCACCGUUUGUAUUCACGAAGCUUUUAAAACCCCUUAGUUCCUUCCUUAGGGAAAGAGGUUAUUGUUCGGUAUUUUACCUGGAUGACCUGUUGUUAAUAGCGGAUUCUAGGGCUGAAUGUUCUACAAAUGUCAGAGUAACUGUCACACUUUUGGAACGCUUAGGCUUUGUUAUUCAUCAGGACAAAGGUUGCUUAAUACCCCAGCAACAAUGUAAAUUUUUGGGUUUCUUUUUUGAUAGCACCAAUUUAACUAUUACAUUGCCCUUAAAUAAAA